Felis catus (domestic cat) is the source of this 2246-nucleotide messenger RNA. It is a transcript of the gene CDKN2B, whose product is annotated as cyclin dependent kinase inhibitor 2B. The transcript is spliced from 2 exons. Gene Ontology annotation, cellular component: nucleus. Gene Ontology annotation, biological process: regulation of cyclin-dependent protein serine/threonine kinase activity; negative regulation of cell population proliferation. The record is from RefSeq and is a predicted model, not a curated record. The coding region runs from base 446 to 862 and encodes 138 amino acids. Gene Ontology annotation, molecular function: cyclin-dependent protein serine/threonine kinase inhibitor activity; protein kinase binding. NCBI's taxonomy places the organism in Eukaryota, Metazoa, Chordata, Mammalia, Carnivora, Felidae.
CCUCCUCCCGCGCCCCGCCCCUACCUCGUCGGCUGUAACGUCAUCCGAGGGCCGGGCCUCGCAGCCUGCAAAGUGGGGACUUGCCCGGCCCGGCCAGACGGACAGGGGGCGGAGCCUAAGGGGGUGGGGAAUACCCUGUCCGGCCGCCCAGCUGGAAACGGACUCAUUCCCUUGCAGGCUCUCUACCUAGCCGGACCAUUGCGACCAAGCGAGGCGCUUUUUCCCGGGAGCGAGCUGGGAAAAGCCCGGUUUAGCCACGAGUGGCUCGGCCGUUGCACGGGCCGCCUAAGCCACAGGAGGACGGUGAAAGAGAGCUGAAGCUAACCUGAGCUCUCCCACGUAGGGGUGAGCGCGCCAGGGCGAGGUGGGGAAGAAGGGAGGAGUGUGGCGAAGCUCACAGCCAGUGGUGGAUUAUCCGGGCCAGUCUGCGUCUGUGGACUGCGAAAUGCGCGAGGAGGACAAGGGCAUGCUCCGUGGUGGCGGCGACGGCGCGGGCCUGGCCAACGCCUCCGCGCGGGGGCAAGUGGACACUGUGCAGCAGCUCUUGGAAGCCGGUGCGGAUCCCAACGGAGUCAACCGCUUCGGAAGGCGCCCAAUCCAGGUCAUGAUGAUGGGCAGCGCCCGCGUGGCCGAGCUGCUGCUGCUCCACGGCGCGGACCCCAACUGCGCGGAUCCCGCCACCCUCACCCGACCUGUGCACGACGCCGCCCGGGAGGGGUUCCUGGACACGCUGGUGGUGCUGCACCGAGCCGGGGCGCGGCUGGAUGUGCGCGAUGCCUGGGGCCGCCUGCCCGUGGACCUGGCUGAGGAGCGGGGCCACCGCGAUGUCGCCCGGUACCUGCGCGCAGCCGCGGGAGAUUGAUGGCCGGUCCAGCCAGCCGCCCACCAGGACAUUUCUUUUCUCCCCUGUGCCCCACGCCCAACUUAGUUCAAGGAAGGCUACGAACAUGGAGCGGCGCAAAGCCUGAAAGCCUUCCAGGAGGCUUGACUCACCGUGGGGGAGGAGAAGCAGACGGUGAAUAAAUUUUUUUUUUCCUUUUUCUUUUUCUCUGGAUCCGGUCCUCACGCUCACCGUGAAGCAAGCGGACUUCCCAGAGAGAUUUAGGAGCUGAACGUGAAGCCCCCCCGCUGUUGUUGACUUUUCAGGCUUUUCUGGCAAAAAAAGUGGCCUGUAGAGUCUCUAAUGAUCCGAGGUGCCUGCGAAACUUCACAGGAAAGACGCUGGUGGCAAGAGGGGCAGGCGGCGGCCACUGGCAUGUGAGUGGGGGGCGGGUGAUCCGUUCGCCCCUCUGACCUUAAGGGAGCGCCCCGGAAGCCCCUACUGUAAGGCGUUGGGCCCCCGGAGGCUGGAGGGGAAACCGGAAGGCCGAGGAGACGGAGGACACGAGGAGGACCGCAGGCCUGGGCGCCACCAGGUGCCCAAGGCUUUCCACGCUGUGUGUUGCGCUGCAAAGCACUCACCUGCGAAGCGCUGCUUCCCGGAAGCCCCGCAGACAUGCGCCGAGCUCCACCGCCAGGGACCGGAGGACGCGAGCGCGCGGUGAAUUUUCCCACAGGUUCGAAAAUCCCUGAGCCAAGAUGACUCAGAACGGCUCUCGGAAGAGGGCUGUAGCCUGCCGUGUGUGCCUCAGAGGAGGGGAGACUCUUCGGGAGUUCCAGAAGUCAGCGAUCCGGAUGAAGUGGUGGAUUGCAGGGAGGGCAACCGCCUCCAUUAACCAUUUGCUUCAUCUGUGUACCACGGGAUACACCCCCCCCCGGAAGUGGGAAAAGAUUGGGAGAUGUUUUUAACUUUCGGGGUGUUCUUAACUUACCGGGGAGGCUUUAAGGAAGAAAGUAACUCCUUGGUAAAGAAGUGAAGAACUGCAGCUUUUAAAUGAAACCUUGGCACGCUGCCAAAGCCUAGACCCAUUUAUCCAUAACCUAUUUAUUUCUUUAAGUUUUCUGACCGGUUACUUUACUAGAGUGUCUCGGGGGUCAAACUAUGAAAUAUUCCAAAUCUCUUUUAGAAAACCGGUGCACCCACCCAGUAAAUUAUCACGGGGUAUUUCCCAGAGGGCUGCUGAAAGAGUAAACUGGGUAUCAAACUGUUGAAAAUGUAUGAUGAUGGCUCACGGAAUGUCUUAAUAUCCGCUGAACAAACUAAAGGGGCACUGCUUUUGGGAUUUAAUUUCCAGUGCUGCUUGAUUCAUUACAGCAUUGGAACAACUGAUACUUCAAUACUUUAAUAAAGAAAAAAAAAAGCAAUA